GCGACAAGACGAGCACGCGCCCGACCAUGGAGCCGACACCGCUGAGCGAAUCAGUCGCGAGCAUUCGAGCCCGGCCGACGCGCGCCCUCCCCUCACCCACCAACCAACCAACCAACCAAUCCCUCCACUCAAAGCAAAGCCUCGAGGCGGAGUCCGUCCUACUGCAUCCAUCGCGUCACACACCGGCCCGGGACUACAGCCCGAAAAGCACGGCGCAACCACUCUUUGACCUUUGCCCCGUGAUCACACCACACCAUCUCCCAUCCACUGUGCCGCUGCCGUCCCCAUUUCCACCCUCGAUCGCCCUCCGGUCUGCUCGUCGACCGCCUCGCGCUUUCUUCAUGUCCAGGGAGCGGCGGUUGCCGCUCGUCCUGGCCCUGGCGGCGGCGGUGGUGGGCGUCCUCGCGGUUGCGUCGCCGCGGGCGGAGGCGGAGCUGCAGGUCGGGUUCUACAAUGCGACGUGCCCGAUCGCGGAGGGGGUGGUGUUCGCGGAGAUGCACGCCAUCCUGCACGAGGACCCCACGCUGGCGCCCUCGCUGCUCCGGAUGCACUACCACGACUGCUUCGUCCAGGGCUGCGACGGCUCCAUCAUGCUCAGGUCCCGCCGGGGCACGGCGGAGCGGGACGCCACCCCGAACCGGAGCAUGCGGGGCUACGACGCCAUCGAGCGGAUCAAGGCCAGGCUCGAGACGCUCUGCCCGCUCACCGUCUCCUGCGCCGACAUCAUCGCCAUGGCCGCCAGGGACGCCGUCUACCUGAGCAAGGGGCCGUGGUACGGCGUGGAGACCGGGCGGCGGGACGGCAACGUGACGGUGGCCGAGUACGCGGAGAACGACCUGGCGCCGCCGGACUCCAACAUCGUCGACGUCAAGACCUUCUUCAGCGUCAAGUCCCUCACCGCCAAGGACAUCGUCGUCCUCUUCGGUACGCACUUUUCCUUUCCUCUAUAUCGCUUCACGCGCACGUACGUCCGUGGACGACAGCAACAGCCCAACACACACCGCACUGACAAUGGCAUCCUUGCUCCACCUCCAGGGAGCCACAGCAUCGGGACCUCCCACUGCGAGGCGUUCCGGAAGCGGCUCUACAACUUCACGGGCGCCAUGGACCAGGACCCGUCGCUGGACGCCCGGUACGCGAGGCAGCUGAGGAAGCUCUGCCCGCGCCGCGGCGGCGGCCGGGGCAGGAGGGCCAAGGUGCCCAUGGACCCCGGCAGCGGCUUCACCUUCGACCUCAGCUACUACCGCCACGUGCUCGCCACGGGGGGCCUCUUCCAGUCCGACGGCAGCCUCCUCCACGACCCCGCCACCAGGGGCUACGUCGAGAGGAUGGCCAACGCGUCGUCGCCCGACGAGUACUACCAGGACUUCGCGGCGGCCAUGGUCAAGAUGGGCCGCACCGACGUGCUCCCCGACAGCCUCGGCGAGGUCAGGGCCACCUGCGGCGUUUUUGUUGACUAGCCUUAGGUUCAGACAUGCACUUGCACAUGACAUACACUGGCUGAUUGUAUGAGGAUUUAUGUCUCUAUACGGUUCUCUGAUCUCCAAGCUAAUAUUAUUAACUGAAGAUGCAAGACAGUUUCAUGAGCUCUUUAGCUCAGGAGAUCAUCACUUGUAACUUGUACAAAUAAUCCACGUACUAAUAUUUAUACUGUACAAGAUCA
Triticum aestivum (bread wheat) is the source of this 1663-nucleotide messenger RNA. Its product is annotated as peroxidase 1. Gene Ontology annotation, biological process: hydrogen peroxide catabolic process; response to oxidative stress. The transcript has 2 exons. The record is from RefSeq and is a predicted model, not a curated record. The coding region runs from base 27 to 1460 and encodes 477 amino acids. Gene Ontology annotation, molecular function: heme binding; peroxidase activity. NCBI's taxonomy places the organism in Eukaryota, Viridiplantae, Streptophyta, Magnoliopsida, Poales, Poaceae.